AUGGAUUGGGCAGUGAGAGGCGAUGAUGACUGGUUCGAUGAGGAUCAAAACCCAAAAAGAAAGGAGUGGUCAUUGAGGAGAUAUAGGAGCAUCACCCCCAGACUGUUAGCUACUGAGGGUGGCGGGUCACAACCUGAACAUGGCAAUGCUACAAAUGACUCUGUACAACCUGAACAUGUCGUUGCUGCAAAUGAGGCUGCACUAUCUCAACAAGGUUGUGUCGUAGAUGAUGAGUCGGUAAAACCUCAAGAUGUCAAUGCUGCAUAUAAUGUUGAUGUAUUUGAAGAUGAAAUGACACUAGAAGUGGUGGCUCAACAAACUCAAUCUAUAACACUGACUAUGAACUCAUAUGAUGAGCUGUAUGAAACAUUUGUUAAAACAAUAAGUACAGGAUCAUCCCAAGUUGGUGGGCCAUCCAAACCUACAGGAUCAUCCCAAUCAGGUGAUGAGGAUUAUAUUCUGUCUGAUGAUAGCCUGGUGUCUUCAUCUGAUGAAGAAGGAGAAAGGAUUAAAUAUCCUGAGUUUAGGCCUGAGAAAGAUAUGAAACACCCUGAAUGCAAGUUAGGAAUGAAGUUUGUAAAUGCAGUGCAGUUCGGGAAGGCAGUUAAUUAGCAUUCAAUUUGCAAUAGGAAGGAAAUCAGAUUUAUGA
Molecule: messenger RNA, 649 nt
Organism: Ilex paraguariensis (yerba mate)
Lineage: Eukaryota; Viridiplantae; Streptophyta; Magnoliopsida; Aquifoliales; Aquifoliaceae
Source: the annotation of a GenBank genome assembly